AGCCAGCAUGCACAAUACCAGGACUGAAACUGGAGCAGCUAAAUGGAAUUCAGCCAUUACUAAUGUUACUACUGUGACAUGUCAAAAUGUCUUCCAUACAUAAGGCCGGCAGCAGCAAGACAUCUGAUAAGACAUCUUACUGUUUGAGUGUGGACAGGCUGUUUGAUUGACACCGCUCGGACCCGACCUCAGGUGCUCAAACCAUCCCGACCAGACGCGGCGCUGUUUGGUUCGAGCACCGCGGCUCAUCUGGGGUCUCGUCGUCUGGUUCAACUCCAGCCGAGGUGUCCAUUGAAAGUCGGAAGUUGGCUUUGAUAGUUAGUGAAACUUGACAAAAUGGCAGAAGACAACAGUUAUGAGUCAAUACUCUGCGUAAAGCCUGAGGUUCAUGUGUACCGGAUCCCGCCGCGGGCUUCUAACCGUGGAUAUCGCGCUGCAGACUGGAAGCUGGAUGAACCUGCAUGGAGUGGUAGGAUGAAAAUCACUGCUAAAGACAAGAUAGCCUACAUUAAGUUAGAGGACAGAAACACAGGAGAGUUGUUUGCCCAAGCUCCAGUCGAACAGUAUCCAGGGUGUGUAGUUGAAGCAGUCACAGACUCCAGCAGGUAUUUUGUGAUCCGGAUAGAGGAUGGAAAUGGACGUCAUGCUUUUAUCGGUCUGGGUUUUGCUGAUCGUGGAGACUCAUUUGACUUCAACGUAGCUUUACAAGACCAUUUUAAGUGGGUGAAGCAAGAAGGUGAGCUCGCCAAACAGGAAGCUUCUGAUAGCGUAGCACCUAAGCUGGACCUCAGCUUCAAAGAGGGGCAGACUAUCAAGAUCAGCAUUGGGAACAUCAAGAAGAAGGAAGCAGGUGGUGCCAAAGCACGGCCCAUGGGUGGGGGUCUGCUCCCACCUCCACCAGGUGCAAAGGCUGGAGGUGUCAUAUCGCCUCCUGUGGCCCAGCCGACAGUCUCAGCUAUGCCGACUAAUACUGCCUCUGUUUUUGACUUUGGGUCCCUCGUCCCUGCAGCCCAACCCAACUCUGACGUGUGGGGAGAUUUCACAUCUGCAGGGUCCAACUCCAGUAAAGAUGCUGUCAAAUCAGGAUGGGUGCAGUUUAGUUGAGUCAUGAGGAAAAAUGUGCACACACUCAGGUUCCAUACAUUCCAUGGACAGGAACGAUUGUGGCAAAAAGAAACUAAAAAGAGAGGAACUGUUAGCAAACUUGACUGGCUCAUUCACUGCACCUGUUCUGUAAAGAAUAUGUUCACAACACAACCGCUGACCAACACACUCUGGAGGAACAAACAGUAAAAUGUACAUAUUUUUUACAAUCUUAUUCUUUUUUUCCACACUCUGCUAUGCAGUGGGUCUUUUUCUUUUUCACUGUUAAUCUCUCCAGAAAUCAGAUUUGAUUGUGUCCCUCUGCUCCAACAUCAUGCAUAUGUUCUCAUUACACCAGCAACACUCAUCUCAUGGUUGUUUUUACUGUUUGGGAAAAUUAUAUGGCUUACCUAUUGAAGUGUACAUGUUUUGUUCAGAUCUAUACCUGUGUGUGUGUGUGUGUGUGUGUGUGUAUGUAUGGUUUUUCUGUUUCCUAGUUUCUGUUUUAGGAGAUUUUGCAAAGCAAUAUUGAUAUUUGAUUAGUUUUACAUUAAACCUCUUAAAAUACCCAGAUUGUUUUAAUCACGUCGUCGGGGGAAAAGUCCUGCUUGCUAUUUUGUCUAUCGUUCAAAGUUUGAACAUGUUUGUCUUUGUGUCAUGCGUCUUUGCGUUGUGUGUUCUUGCUUUUUAAAAUGUGCCUUUUACCAAAUAGAAAUUUCCUUAAUGUUGUUGCUAAUUUGCAUUGAGUAUUUGAUUAAGUGCCUUUCUUAAGAAGAUCUAAAAUGUAAACCUAUGUCUUGUUGUAAAUAAACAAUAUAUUUCA
Molecule: messenger RNA, 1906 nt
Organism: Siniperca chuatsi (mandarin fish)
Lineage: Eukaryota; Metazoa; Chordata; Actinopteri; Centrarchiformes; Sinipercidae
Gene: necap2
Product: NECAP endocytosis associated 2
Exons: 9
Coding region: 337-1104 (255 amino acids)
Biological process (GO): endocytosis
Cellular component (GO): membrane; clathrin vesicle coat
Source: RefSeq, a predicted model, not a curated record